Fonsecaea pedrosoi CBS 271.37 is the source of this 3450-nucleotide messenger RNA. RefSeq lists its product as uncharacterized. NCBI's taxonomy places the organism in Eukaryota, Fungi, Ascomycota, Eurotiomycetes, Chaetothyriales, Herpotrichiellaceae. Gene Ontology annotation, cellular component: nucleus; cytoplasm. The transcript is spliced from 6 exons. The record is from RefSeq and is a predicted model, not a curated record. Gene Ontology annotation, molecular function: protein binding. Bases 1 to 3450 code for a protein of 1149 amino acids.
AUGGCUCCCAGAAAACGUCCUCUUGAAGACGACAGUGUGUGGGUCUUGAACAAGCAUCACUUCCAACAGCUAUACCAGACCGAAAGGAAGACGCUCAAAGACGUCAAGCGAAUCAUGGAAACCGAGCUGUCCACUUACGAAACGAAACUCAGAGAAUUGGGGCUUCGCAAGAGAUUGAAAAGGGACAACUGGCUUAUCGUUGCCCAACAUUACCUGAAUCGCAGUGGUAAAGACACUGGCGUGUAUCUCAAUGGGACUAGAAUCCCGUCUGCCUGGAGAGAGAUUCGCAGGUCGGGUGGUCUCGUAAGACCAAGAGGUCAACUUGAACCCCUUCCGCCUGGCGUUGCCGUACGAACACCUACACCUUCGCCGAAGAUCGCUUCUCUAUUUCUUGCUCCUACAGAACCGUUGCACCCCUCAACCACUUUUACUAGUGAUGUCGACCUGCUCACACCAUCGCCACAAAUGACUCUUCCCCACACCCUCCUGAGAUCCAGGUCUCAUCACAAUGCUCCGGGUCUCAUGAAUCUCUGCGAUAUCGGCACGAUAGAAACUGGCACGGCACUGACACCUCUCCAAUCAGGGUUACCAGAUCUCAGCCCGACCAUGCAGUAUGCAGAUGAAGUCUACCGCAACAUUCUCAAGCUCACUCCUAGCUAUCAAGUAUUGGAAACACUACGCUCCACCUCCUUUGAUUCCGAGCAUCCAUUUUCUCCCCUGGCCAGGGAGAAAGCUCAUUCUCAUGCUUUGCAACCCUUUCUUCAGUUUCAGUUUUCUCGAACAGGCUAUAAUGAUUCGGCUCUCGAUUCCCACUUUGACGUAUAUCACUUCCUUGGAUAUGCACUCUAUCUCCUCUCGAAUAAUCUCUUGCACCGUAGGCCUGGCGACCCUAGACAAGGGGAAAUUUUUGAGGUUCUGUUUAAGAGGAUUCCAGGAUCAGUUCUCUCUGCUCUACUAGAGUCGAGGACUCCCACAGUCAGAGCCGCAUGGGAAGAACUAGUCACUCAGUCCUGGAAUGUGAAUGACAAGAACGCAUUCACUAUCCUGAUGCAUGUUGGUCUCAGAUGCCCCGACUGGAUUUCUUUAGACGGCCACUCCUAUCUCAUCGCCGCCGCUGCAUUUGAUUGUUUGGAAAUUGUGCGACUUCUGUUAAGAGCAGGAUGCCGUCCUGAUCAGCCCUUAAACUACGAGAGGGGUUGGCAAAACUUCCCUGAAACUGCCAUUAUGGCCGCCAUUGGGGCUCGGAACCUCGAUUGUGUUGCGCUUUUACUCAGGUCUUGCGACGUCAAUCGCAAACCCCUUCAUAAACGGGGGUCCUGCUUUGCCAUAUUCGUUGCAAGCCUCUGCCAUGAUGAGGGUAUUGACAAACUUAGUCUCGAAGAUCACUUUGUCAGUCAGGUGUUAGACAUGUUUCUCGCACUUGGGGCCAGUGUCGACUUACCAAUACACACAACCUCGGUAUUGGGCGCUGAAUACAAUGGCCUGGAUUGGUACAAUUACGUCCACGAGAGCUGGCAACCUACGAUUGUAGAAGGCAGCUAUUACUGGAAUCCAGACUUGUUCAAGAGACUUGAACCCUACAGCGCGAUGUCCUUAUCAAGCGAGGUCACAAGGUUCGGUUGUUGUCUUGCUGCAAGGCACGGUGCAGCCUCCUUACGAAAAUACCUGAAGGAAAGACCAGGAGGAAGCACACGCUCGACAAACGAAUUUCUACAAUCAGUGCUAGUGGAGCAGUUUCUCUUCCACGAUUCUCACAUUGCAACCGAUAUUGUUCAGAGUCUCGUCAACGUCGUGGAGGAUAUGAGGCUACCAUUCGGUCCCAUCGGAGAUAUGUCUUAUCUGCUGUUCCGAGCAAUCCUAGGCUCUGCGGAUGUCACGUCAACCAACGACUUGAGUGCUCUCUUCAGUCUCCUUAUUCAGGAAGGGGCGGUCGUGCAUUCUGAAACUCUCAUUGCCUCUGUGACUUCACGAGGCGUUGGCUUGCUCGAGAAGCUUGCUGACCUGGGAGUCGACUUUGCAAGUCAAGGUGCUGAUGCAUUGUGCGCGGCCGCUCGCCUGAAUAAUUUUGAGGCGGUUUCGUGGCUAUUGCAUCGGGGAGUAGACAUCAAUGCUGGAGUCAGCGCGUAUGCUUUCCCAAAAGACACGACUGUGAUCGCCGCCACUUUAGAACAUGGAUCGUUUCUGGAGUCCGAAGCCUCAUACUGGAAUGAUUGGCGCUCUCGACAUAAAGAUCCCAAGCCAUCACUCGAAAUGUUCGACCACCUGAUAGAAAUGGGAGUAAAGUUACGCCACAAGACCACCGAUCAGAACCCUUUCCCAUUCUUGAAACAUGCCCUUGGUUUAUCAUCUCAAAGACCACUAAUCGAACUCUUUCUCAACUCGGGGAUCAAUCUACAUGAAAGCUCGGCCGUCGAUCCUACACUGUUAGAGGUUUGUUUGGCCGAUAGCUUCUUACUUGACAAGCCCGCAGCAAGAUUGGAACUCUUCGAGUUGCUCUUUGAGCGUGGGGCUCAUGUCCGUCCUGGGUCACCAUUAGCUCUUCUGAUCUAUCGGGGUGGUACGAAGGAACUGAUACGCAAAGUUUUGGAUGCGGGCGCUCCCAUUGAUACAUACUCAUCCGGGCGGACAUCCUACACCCCUCUACAAGCAGCGGCCAGCCGUGGAGAUCAAGAACUAGUGGCCUUACUUUUGAGCAAGGGUGCUGACAUCAACCAGCCUGCUCGUGGUCGUCAAGGGAAAACAGCACUACAAGCUGCAUGCGGUUGGGAUGUCAUCUCUGUUGCAGAAACCAAGGUCAAGUUCAACCUCGUCAAGUUUCUGAUUGAGCACGGAGCAAACGUCAAUGCUCCACCCUCAGAUGGCGAUUACGGGCAGACAGCAUUACAAGCUGCUGCGGUUCUUGGCGAUCUCGAGAUUGUCAUCUUGCUACUUAAAAACCAAGCUCGAGUGAACACCCUCUCUGGCAUUGGGUGGAAUGGAUUUACCCAAACUGCCCUGGAUUAUGCCGCAGAAUUUGGACGGAUAGAUACAGUCAAAUUUCUGCUGAGCGUGGGGGCGCUGAGUGCUUGCCCUGGUACUAGUGGUUACCAAAAAGCAAUCUUGAUUGCAGAGGUCAACCGCUAUGGUGCUAUUGCAGAAUUGAUACGCAAGCAUGCAGCUGAUGACAUCAAGCUAUUUGGGAAGAAUCCCUAUUUGGACACACGGACGUAUGAGGAAAAGCACGUUUGCACAUCGAGUUGCUUUAUUGAGUUUGAGCGCUUUUUGGGAUUUGAGCGUGGAGAGGGCGAUGAUCAAGUCGAGAGCGAAAACGACAUCACUGGUGACGGCUACGUCGAGGGUGAUGCAGAAGACGACGACCUUCUGAACGAUAUCGUCCUUCAACAUGAUGGCGACCGUGAAGACGGUGAGGACGAUGGCGACAAUGUUGAUGGCAAUGACGAAACCGACUAG